AUGUAAGAUAAUGACUCAGAAAAGGUUAAAUGUGAUUAAAAAUCAUCACUUAAUCUUGCAAGUAUCAGCUUAUAACCAACCCUCUAUGGAAGUACUUUCAAGAAUUCAAAUAGACAACUCAUUACUGAAAGGUAUAAAACACUCUGUUAUAACGAACAAAGUACAAACAAAAUAUUGCUAAAUAGAAAUCAUCUGCACAGAUAAAGCUAGCAAGCCUCUCAGAAAUCAUUAGAUUUUCAAAAAUUACCAAAAUAAAACAGUUUUCAAGUAUUUAGGGAUGAGAUGGAAAAAAGGAGCAUGAUUAUCAGAAAUCAAAAAGCAGAUCCUAUAAAGUGCAAAAAAAUGCUAUAAGCCAAACCUGUCGAAGUUCAAUAAUAGAACCUAUAGUAUACCAAUCUUAAAUAAAGAGCAAGUUAAUUUGAAAUUCAAAAGCAUGAGAAACGAAGGAUUCUAUAAAUGAAAGCUAAUUUAAGACAUCAUUCUUAAGAUAGAGCAUCUCAUUCAAAGAACUAAGUCAAAAUGCAUGAUAUAUAAUCAAUUAAAUUAAAGGAAAGCAGGUCAACGUUUAUUUAAACUGAAACUGAAUAGUCCUUAUCACAGAAUAACAAUUAAACUAUAGUAAUAGCUGAAAAAAUAAAAGAAUCUAUUGAUGAAUUAGAGGAAUUAGAUUUGAAUCUCAAUUUACUUACAUUAGAGGGUAAUAAAAAAAGAAGGAAGAGUAUGGCGAAUAAGCAUAAAUCUAGCAUUACUCCAUUUAACUUUAAAAUAAGCGAUCUGAAAAAGAAAAAAUCGAUAGAUAACUUUGAAUUCGCAUUUUAGUCAUAGUUUAAAAAGUAGAAAAUUCCGGUAAAGAAAAAGAAAUUAGUUAGGUUUAAGAGCAUAGUAUCAAGCAAUAUAAAAUAGAUUGAAAUGAUUUCUAGCAAGAGUAGUAUAGAUAGUGAUAUAAAAAUUCCUAUUAAUAUUGUACCAUACGGAGAAUUCAAGAAAACUUAUAAAUAACCUUUAGAUUAGCUUGUUGAAUCAGACUCUGAUGAGGAAAAAUAAAGCGAAGAUGAAUUGAAUCAAAAAGUAGUUGAAUUAAAAAAACUUCCUCCCAUUAAAAUCUUUAAAAGAGAUGGCACCUAAAAAUCCCCAGACUAUUCUCCAAGUAAAUUAUAAUUGAACUAAGUUUUUUAGCAUUAUAAAAUUGGAAAGGUAUAUCAAGCACUAGAAAGUAUCAUUUAGGAACCUUGA
Stylonychia lemnae is the source of this 1233-nucleotide messenger RNA. The record is from the annotation of a GenBank genome assembly. Lineage: Eukaryota; Ciliophora; Spirotrichea; Sporadotrichida; Oxytrichidae.